AUGGCCCGCGCGCCUCUGGCCGGCGGCACCGGCAAUGUAGCGAGGGCGCUGCUGGCGUGCGCCCUCCUGGGCGCGCUGCCGGGCUCCGGGGCAGAGCGCAGGCACCGCCUGCGGCAGCAGCGGAGGCUGCCCGCGGCCGGCCAUCGGCAGCCGGCCUUGGUCCGCGUGGCUCGCGGCGAAGGCGUCUCUCGGCAUGCGCGGCGCGGCCCUGACAGCCCUUGGGACCAGUUCAAGGAGAAGAUGUCAGAGAUCAAGAAGGCGGCCGAGCAGCGUCCAAAGAUGAGCUCGAUCAACACGAUGCGCGCCGAGCUGUGCUGGUCGCGCGUCAACGUGUGGGAGCAUCAGGAGUGUCUGCUGUUCCUGGCGCUGCGGUGUCUCAAGGAGUCGACGGGCAGGGGAAUAUGCGACAAGUUUCUUCUCGGCGCGCAGGAUAAGUGCGCGGGUAGCCAUAAGCCUGCUAUGGACGAGUUCUGCGGUCUCGCAGACAGAAUCCACUUGUUUCCAGAGCCCGAGGGCGUUCCUGCCGAGGACGACAUGGAUGGUGAUGGCAUUGCAGACUGGAAGGAUGACGACAUGGAUGGAGACGAAGUGAACAACGAGGUCGACGAUUUCCCCGACGACCCGACAGAGUGGUCUGACAUCGACCAAGACGGAAUUGGUGACAACCGCGAUCCUGAUAGGGAUGGUGACGGUGUCCCGAACGACAGGGACAAGUUCCCCAACGACCCGCGCGAAUGGCAGGACACCGAUGGGGAUGGCAUCGGUGACAACAAGGACGAGGACAGCGACGGAGACGGCGUGCCAGACUCCGAGGACGCGUUCCCAGAUGACGCCACAGAGUGGCAGGACAUGGACGGGGACGGCGUAGGCGACAACAAAGACCUCGACAGGGACGGGGAUGGCGUCGCCAACACGAUGGACGCUUUCCCGAGUGACGCUUCGGAGUGGGGAGACGUGGACGGAGACGGCAUUGGCGAUAACAAGGACUUGGACAGGGACGGCGACGGCAUACCCAACGACCAGGACGCUUUCCCGGUGGACCCGACGGAGUGGUCUGACCUGGACGGAGACGGCGUGGGCGACAAUAAGGACGCCGACCGCGACGGGGACGGGGUCCCGAACGACAGCGAUUUCUUCCCCGACGACCGGAAGAAGUGGAAGGAUCCGAACUUGCCACCAGACAGCGACGGGGACGGCGUGCCAGACUACAAGGACCCCGCCCCGAACGACCCGAGGUGCUGGGAGAUAGCCUGCAUGGACAGCGACAAGGAUGGCGUCCCCGACGUCAGGGACCCCGCGCCGCACGACCCGAGGUGCUGGGAGCGGGACUGCGUGGACAGCGAUGGAGACGGCGUCCCGGAUGUCAAGGACCCUGCACCCGCGGACCCGGAUUGCUGGAAGCCGGAGUGCGUGGACAGCGAUGGCGACGGCGUCCCCGACGUCAAGGACCCGGCCCCGCACCAGGCCAAUUGCUGGGAGGAGGCCUGCAUAGACUCCGACGCCGACGGCGUCCCCGACUCCAGGGACCCGGCCCCGCACGACAGGUCCUGUUGGAAGGCGGAGUGCGUGGACAGUGACGGGGACGGAGUGCCCGACGUCAAGGACCCGUCUCCGAAUGACCGCGAGUGUUGGCGCGAAGAGUGCGUGGACAGCGACGGCGACGGCGUGCCAGAUGUUGACGACCCGGCCCCCAACGACGCCAAGUGUUGGGAGAUGUCCUGCGUCCCGAAGGAUAGCGACGGGGACGGCGUGAUGGACGAGGACGACCCGUCGCCGAACGACCCGACGUGCUGGGAGGAGUGGUGCGCCCAAGACCUCCGCCGUGAUCUGACGCACAGGGAUGGCGAGACAUGGACAGGCGACUGGCGGAAGGAGUGGAAGGGCCCGGAGCAGGAUGGGCCGCACCGCAACGAGACCGAGGAGGAGUCGGUCGCGCGAAUAUGCCGAGAUUACCCAGAGUCGGAGUGGUGCACGAAGUACAGAACCAAGCCCCUUUUUAAUCGCGAGUCGCGAGUGCCGCUCGGUUUACAGCAGAGCUGGCUUGCUCACAGACUUGCUACCCUUGCGCAGAGGCAGCGCGUCAUACUGGCGCUCGCGACGGGCCUCGGCCCGCGCUGGCCAGAGCGGCUCGGAGGCGAGGGCGCGCUGCACGUGGCAGGCGCGGCGGUGCUGGCGUGCACCGCGCUGGCAGAAGGGCGCAGGACCACCGCGCUGGGGCGCCAGGGCGCGCUGGGCCCGGAGGAGGAGCAGGAGGCCGCCCGCGCCCUCUCGGCGGUGUGGGGCGCCUUCCUCGGGCACCCGGGCGCCGCCGCCCUGCUGCGGGCGCCGGGGGCCUGGAGGGGUGGGGGCGAGCCGCCCGAGAUCCGCGAGCUGCGCGCCGCGCUCGCGGCGCGGCUGGCGGCGCUGCAGGCGAAGCCCGCCCCCCCGCCGCCGGUCGCGUUCCUCGCUGCGCAGGACUUCCUGCCGCAGGGCCUGCGCUCGCUCGUCGCCGCCGCGGCGAGGUUCAGCGGAGUCGGGGAGUACGCGGACCCAGGUCAGGAUCGCCGAGCACCCGAUGGCGCAGGCGCGGCCGCCGUGGACGAGGCCCCGCGCGCACUGCCGUGCCCGAAGCUUGCCCCGCUGGCCGAAGUGGCCCCAGGCAUAGGCACUUCAAGUAUGACAGAGCACAGCAAAGUGGCGCCAGGUGGGGCAGUGCCAGGAUACAUGUGCCUCGAUCAUGGCGGCAGCUACGAUGUGGCGUGGACCAAUGUGCAGUUCGGUGGCGGCAACUCGGGCACGGUCACCAGGUGGACAGUAACGGCAUACGAAGCUAAGUGCAGUUCUGGGAUUAUGCCAAUGACGUUGUUAGGCACGACCGCUUCAGGAACCUGCCGAGCGCCAACGGAUUGCCGUUGCGACAUCUGCCUCGCGUGCACCGCCUCGAGCGCAGAUUACCCGAGUGGCAUCCCGAAUCGGAAUUGGGGUGCAACUCCACUAGUCCGAGUCAUUCCGCGAGCACUUACUGUAUUUCCAGGUUGGAGAUCGGCGGACAUUGAGUACGCGCAGGCCGCCGCCGCCGCGGCAGCGGCGCAGCGGGCGGCGGCAAGCGCACCGGCGGCCGAGGCGUGCGCCGCCGCCGCCUCGGGCGGCGCCGCGGCGGCCAGGGACCAGGACGCCGGGCCCGCGUCCGAGGACGCCGCGGCGGGGGGCGCGGCGCUGCGGGCCGCCGGUUGGGCGCUGAGCAGCGCCAGCUGGCUGGCGCUGCUGGGGUGCGGCGUGGCGCUGGUCAGCGCCGACGGGCUCGGGUUCCUCAGCCUCCACGGCGUGCCGGAGCCGUGGAGAGCCGGGUUCCGCUCCGCGGCUCUGGAGCGCGCCGUCCGGGUCGAGCAGCUGCUCGAGAAGUACAGCCCCGCGGGGGAGGGCGCCAGCGGCGCCGGCGCAAUCCUGCUGGGGCCGCGGACCGGAGGCCUCGUGGUGGGCGCCCUGCCCGCUGGUGGGGGUGUGCCUGACUACGACGGGGGUUCCUCGGGUUGGGGCCGCGGCUGGGGCGGUCGUGGGCGCAACCAUGCCAGCGAGGAGCGCUGGACCUGCGGUUUUGCGGACUGCAAGUGCAAGAUAGCUCAAGGGCGUGUGCAGCAGCUGGAGCGUCGGUUGGCGCGGGACAUGGGAGAGUUGGACAAAGUUGAAUGGUGGCUGGAUGAAAAGAGGAAGGGGGUCAGAGAUUUCAACAAGGAGUUCGAUGAGGCAGAUGCCACCCACAAGCAGCUGGUGGCGACUCUCAAUGACCAGGUCAACAAGCCAGCGGGGCCGCCGACAGCAAAUAUCAACAUCUGCGACGUGGUGGGUGGCAACUUGUCCUGUACCGACUUUGACGCCGGGGACUUGCUGCAGUUCUCCCAUGAUGAGUAUGAGGUCGAGCCGUCCGACGUUGAGGCUCAGGCGCGCCAGCAGGAGCUGGCCAAGACAUCCGAGCCCGAGCCCGCGCUGCCCUGCGAAAGCUGGACGCGCAGCAGCAAGGAGGGAGCCCCCCUGCAGGUGACGGAGCAGCACGGAGACUUCGACAUGGGGCCGCAGGAGUUAGCUGAGUGCGACUUCGCGGCUGGCACCCAGUCGAGGCUGAUUUUUUCAGAGGCGCAGGAGACCUGCACCAACAAUUCCGUUGAGGGCGUCAGGCUACUCGACUUCUUCGUGGGCAGCUCAGGUCUGGCGGCCGGCGCGAAACCGCACAGGUGGCUGGAAGGCACGUUCCGCUUCUUUUUUUCGUAUCUUAGGAGUGGCCAGUUGACGCAGGUCGGCUUGAUCGCCCAGUCGCUGCUGGCGCUUCCGAUCCCAGAUCGCAUCCUCGUGUACUCAGGUUUGGAGAUGCGAGCGGCGCCGGCGAUUCCGAGGGUCCUUGGGCCGCCGCUCGGCGCGGCGAGGCGGUGCGGCGGGGCGGCGCGCGCGGCCGGGCCCCGGAGGGGCGGCGCCGCGCGCGCGCCAGGCCGCGGCAUGACCACCAAGGUGAAGUUUGAGAUCAAGGGGAUCAAGGACGACGCCACCAAGAGCUUCGUGGUGGAGGUGCACCCAGAGUGGGCCCCGAAGGGCGCCCAGAGAUUCCUGGAUCUCGUGCAAGACGACCAUUUCAACAGUGGUGUCUUCUACCGUGCGAUCAAGGGCUUCAUGGCACAGUUCGGCAUCCCGGCCGAGGCGGAGCAGUACAGCAAGUGGAGCAGCAUGAUCAAGGACGAUCCCGUGAAGGAGAGCAACACCAGGGGCAGGCUGUCUUUCGCCAUGCGCGGCCCCGACACGCGGUCCUGCCAGCUGUUCAUCAACUUCGGCGACAACAGCAGCCUGGACAGCCAGGGCUUCUCGCCCUUCGCCGAGGUCAUCGAGGGCAUGGACGUGGUCGACACGAUCUUCACCGGUUACGAGGACGCUCCGUACAGAGAGCCCAUCAAGGAGAAAGGCGAGCAGCGCGAACGAGCUGUUGCCCGUGCCGCGUGCCACUGCUGCUGCUGCUCCUCCUCGUCGUCCUCCGUGUCAUCGCCGAAGCCCCCUGCACAGAUUGGCGGCUCCCUUGUGCAGGCGGCGGCGUGUCACGGCCCUCGGUGGGGCGGGGGCUGUUCGGGACGGCCCCUUGCAAGUGCCAAGCGCGAUGCGUGUCGACGGCGAGGGGCGCUCCACGAACACUGCUGAAACCAUGCGAGAUCACUGCCAGGCGUUUAAGCACGCCCUAGCGUGCCG
Molecule: messenger RNA, 5202 nt
Organism: Prorocentrum cordatum
Lineage: Eukaryota; Dinophyceae; Prorocentrales; Prorocentraceae
Source: the annotation of a GenBank genome assembly